This is a messenger RNA of Nicotiana attenuata, 1285 nucleotides long. RefSeq names its product mitochondrial outer membrane protein porin 2-like. The coding region runs from base 154 to 984 and encodes 276 amino acids. Gene Ontology annotation, molecular function: voltage-gated monoatomic anion channel activity. The record is from RefSeq and is a predicted model, not a curated record. The transcript has 6 exons. Gene Ontology annotation, cellular component: mitochondrial outer membrane. Gene Ontology annotation, biological process: monoatomic anion transmembrane transport. Lineage: Eukaryota; Viridiplantae; Streptophyta; Magnoliopsida; Solanales; Solanaceae.
ACUGUCACGUUCUGGUGUUGAUCGGACCAUUUCUCCUCAAUAUUUUUUAGUUCCCUCUCAGCUCCCAUUUCACGUUCCGCCUUGCUACGCUACUCUCUCUUUCUCUCUCUAUCUCUGUAGUUCUUACCAAAUUUCACGACUCUCCGAGAGAAAAUGAGCAAGGGACCUGGACUUUUCUCUGAUAUUGGCAAGAAAGCCAGAGAUCUGCUGACAAAGGACUAUAUCUCCGAUCAGAAACUAUCUAUUUCAACCUACAGUGACACUGGAGUGGCCCUUACAUCAACUGCAGUAAAGAAGGGAGGGCUUUCAACUGGAGAUGUUGGAGCACAGUACAAAUAUAAGAACACUUUGAUUGAUGUCAAAGUUGAUACAGGGUCAAACAUCUCAACUACUCUUACUCUCAACGACAUUGUCCCCUCAACAAAAACUAUUGCCUCUCUGAAGUUCCCUGAUUACAGUUCUGGGAAGCUAGAGGUUCAGUACUAUCACCAUCAUGCUGCCUUUAGUACAGCUGUCAGUCUGAAUCAAAGUCCUACAGCUGAUCUCUCGGUCACACUUGGUACUCCCACUUUCGCCAUCGGUGCAGAGGCGAGUUAUGAUACUGCAGGGGGUAAACUUGCAAAAUAUACUGCUGGCAUUAGUGUGACAAAACCAGAUUCCUGUGCUGCUAUAAUACUGGGUGACAAAGGGGAUACGAUAAAGGCAUCAUAUAUACAUCAUCUAGAUGAAGUGAAGAAGAGUGCUGCUGUGGGCGAGAUCACUAGAAGGUUCUCCACAAAUGAGAACACUUUCACAGUUGGAGGAUCAUAUGCUGUUGAUAACCUGACAAUUCUGAAGCUCAAGCUCAAUAAUCAUGGCAAGCUGGGGGCUCUACUGCAGCAUGAGCUCAUUCCGAAGUCAUUGUUGACUAUUUCUAGUGAGUUUGACACCAAGGCCUUGGAUAAGACACCCAGGUUCGGUGUGGCCCUUGCUCUUAAGCCUUGAACUGCAUCUUCGGAUGUGUACAACCAAAAAUUUGUUUGGGGUAGUGCCUGGAGGACAGGUGCUCAAUAAAUAGUUCAACAAACUGGUGGUUUUUUUCACUGAUUAAAUGAUUUCUGGAAGAGUUUCUCCGAUACUAGGACCUUUUUAUGGUCUUUCUUUAGUUUUCCUUGUCUUUUCAUUCCCUUUUGAGAAAAGUAUAGAGAUGAAGAGUUUUUUGUGUUCCCUCUGGAAGAGUUUUUUUGUUUGGCAUGAUGCAAUAGCUGACUUAUCGAUUGCCUAAAUUUAGAUUUAACUUGCUAAA